GGGCAAAGGAUCAUACCCACACAAACACCGCAAACAGACUUCAGAAACAACCGACGAACAUCCGAAAACUGUCUCACUAACAUUUUUCAUUACGAUGGAGCUUUCAUACCAAUCCAUGAAAAUCGCCCAUCAAGCCCGGGAAGCGGGUGAGGAAAAUAGAUGCCUCUUCAAAAAUGUGUGGUCAAAUGAGAAACGAGGGGUGGCUCAACUUCCCAUCCAUCCAUCGUCCAUCGCUUAUCCUGUGUACAGGAUCGUGGGGGGCUGGAGCCAAUCCCAGCUUACAUCGGGCGAAAGGCGGGGUACACCCUGGACAGGAUGAGGUGAGGACUGAGAUGAAGAAGAAGAGCCUCCUCAUCCUCAUUUACCAACACCUGCUGGGGCAAGGGUACAUGGCUGCAGCAGUGGCCUUGGACCAGGAGACUAACGGAGGUGUGAGGAGGUUCGAGGUUUGUGAUAACAUCGAUCUGGAGAUGGUGCUGAUGGAGUACGAGAGUUAUCACUACGUCAAGUUCCAGAGGUAUCCCAAACUUAUCAGGAGAACAGCAGAACCAGGUGAAAACAGACGUGCAAGAAGUGUUGGAGUAAAGAGAAGUUCCUGUUCAGCUGUGAAGCCUCUUCCCAAAAUCAUCCCGUCCCCGAGGCCACAGUCCGGAAGCGGAUCCAAGAGACCAGCUGCCAGUUCACAGACAAAUGAGAUCGGCUCUUCUGUCCCUCCGGGGUCGUCAGAGUUUGGUCUCAACGUUUCCUCCAUCAGAAAUGGACCAGCUGGGGAGGCAGCCAUGAACAGAAAGGGCCAGAUGACUGACGGCAAAGGAGCUGGCAGUGACUCCGACCACAUGGAAAGGCUGCUUAAGCCCCUCAGUGGCUUUUCUGGAAUGAGCGGUGAGAUGAGACAACUGGCUGCAAUUAUCAGCAGGGACAUCUAUUUGCACAGCCCCAAUGUGCGGUGGGAGGACAUCAUUGGCCUGGAGGACGCAAAGCGAUUAGUCAAAGAGGCCGUCGUCUAUCCCAUUAAGUACCCCCAGCUGUUCACAGGCAUCCUGUCUCCGUGGAAGGGCUUGCUGCUUUAUGGCCCUCCAGGUACAGGUAAGACCCUGCUGGCCAAGGCCGUGGCUACAGAGUGUAAGACGACCUUCUUCAACAUCUCAGCCUCCAGCAUCGUCAGCAAAUGGAGAGGAGACUCUGAGAAACUGGUCAGGGUUCUAUUUGAGCUGGCCAGGUACCACGCCCCAUCCACCAUCUUCCUGGAUGAGCUGGAGUCGGUGAUGAGCCAGAGAGGAACCAGCAUGGGGGGAGAGCAUGAGGGGAGUCGCAGGAUGAAGACUGAGCUGCUGGUUCAGAUGGACGGACUGGCGAGAUCAGAGGACCUGGUGUUUGUACUGGCUGCCUCCAACCUGCCUUGGGAACUGGACCAUGCCAUGCUGAGGAGGUUAGAGAAGAGGAUUCUAGUCAGUCUUCCCACUUCGCCAGCUCGCCAGGCCAUGAUCUCUCACUGGCUGCCCCCUCUUAGCUCCACAGGAGGGGUGGAGCUACGAACUGAGCUGGACUAUGAAACGCUGGCGAAGGAGAUGGAGGGUUACUCUGGCUCUGAUAUAACACUGGUGUGUAAGGAGGCUGCCAUGAGACCAGUCCGCAAGAUCUUUGAUGCUCUGGAGUCACAUCAGGACGGAGACGAUGACAUGCCUGCCAUCCAGCUGGAAACUGUGACCACAGCUGACUUCCUGGAAGUCCUCGCGCACACCAAACCCUCGGCACGAAACCUGAUGGACAGAUACACAGCCUGGGAGAGAGAGUACGAGUCUGUCUGACACAAAGGUGCACAUUUUAACAUGAGCAUUGUUUUUGGCCCUCAAGUGAACUUUGGGGAAGAAAAACAUAAAUAAAAUACUGAAAUAAUGUGCAAAUACAACCCUCCUAAACAAGUACCUGAAAGCUUUGAUAUUCUGAGCCAGUGCUACUGUUUUUUAAAGCAGUCUUUUUGUUUAUCUGUUCAAUGAUCAUAAGUACAAUGAAAUAAUAAACAACAGUUACCAGCUGCA
Messenger RNA from Micropterus dolomieu (smallmouth bass), 2039 nucleotides. RefSeq names its product katanin p60 subunit A-like 2 (gene katnal2). The record is from RefSeq and is a predicted model, not a curated record. The transcript is spliced from 17 exons. Bases 174 to 1808 code for a protein of 544 amino acids. Lineage: Eukaryota; Metazoa; Chordata; Actinopteri; Centrarchiformes; Centrarchidae. Gene Ontology annotation, molecular function: protein binding; ATP hydrolysis activity; ATP binding.